Saimiri boliviensis boliviensis (Bolivian squirrel monkey) is the source of this 1455-nucleotide messenger RNA. It is a transcript of the gene CAMLG, whose product is annotated as calcium modulating ligand. NCBI's taxonomy places the organism in Eukaryota, Metazoa, Chordata, Mammalia, Primates, Cebidae. Gene Ontology annotation, biological process: tail-anchored membrane protein insertion into ER membrane. The record is from RefSeq and is a predicted model, not a curated record. Gene Ontology annotation, cellular component: GET complex.
UCGGGCACCGCGCUCGGGGGCGGGUCUAUCUUGGGAGACGGUACGCGCGCCCUGCGGCCCAGUCUCUAGUCAUCGGCCUCGCCGCUGCUGCCAACAGCACCGCCAGUGCCACCCCUCCCAGACUGGACGGGAGGAUGGAGUCGAUAGCCGUCGCUACCGACGAUGGGGACAGGCCGGGGGUCCCAGCGGGCUCAGGCCUGUCGGCUUCCCAGCGUCGGGCCGAGCUGCGUCGGAGAAAGCUGCUCAUGAACUCGGAGCAACGCAUCAACCGGAUCAUGGGCUUUCACAGGCCCGGCGGCGCCGAAGAAGAAAGUCAAACAAAAUCAAAGCAGCAGGACAGUGACAAACUGAACUCCCUCAGCAUUCCUUCAGUGUCAAAGCGAGUGGUGCUGGGUGAUUCGGUCAGUACAGGAGCUACUGACCAGCAGGGUGCCAUGGCCGAGGUAAAGGGGAACCAGCUGGGAGACAAAUUGGACUCUUUCAUUAAACCACCUGAGUGCAGUAAUGAUGUCAACCUUGAGCUCCGGCAGCGGAACAGAGGGGACCUGACAGCGGACACAGUCCAGAGGGGUUCUCGCCAUGGCCUAGAGCAGUACCUUUCCAGAUUCGAAGAAGCAAUGAAGCUAAGGAAACAGCUGAUUAGUGAAAAACCCAACCAAGAGGAUGGAAGUACAACAGAAGAAUUUGACUCUUUUCGAAUAUUUAGAUUGGUGGGAUGUGCUCUCCUUGCUCUUGGAGUCAGAGCUUUUGUUUGCAAAUACUUGUCCAUAUUUGCUCCAUUUCUUACUUUACAACUUGCGUACAUGGGAUUGUACAAAUAUUUUCCCAAGAGUGAAAAGAAGGUAAAGACAACAGUACUAACAGCUGCACUUCUAUUAUCGGGUAUUCCUGCUGAAGUGAUCAAUCGAUCAAUGGAUACCUAUAGCAAAAUGGGCGAAGUCUUCACAGAUCUCUGUGUGUACUUUUUCACCUUUAUCUUUUGUCAUGAACUGCUUGAUUACUGGGGCUCUGAAGUACCAUGAAGCCUGCAGAACUGAGAAGAAGCUUACAAAAAAAGAAAAUUCGUCUUCUACAUUGCAGUGUCUCUAAAGGAGGCAACUUGGUUUACACCUUCAUGUAAUUCUUUUACUUUAGGGGUUGUAAAACUACUUCAUUAGAAAUCGAAUGGCAGAUUCCCUGAUUUAAAAGGGUUGAGUUUGUAUCACUACUGACAUGAAGAAUAGAGUACCAAUGUCAUUAAUUGAUUUUUCUUCUUUAAUCAGAACCGCUAUUCUGUACUUUUCCUCUUAACUUCUCAGAUUUGUAAUUCUUUGGGGGAGCUGAGCUAGUGCUUUUAGGAGAGCAGAUAAACUUGGUCUCAGCCUACAGACUGCUUCUUGUAUUUGUGUCAAUCUAUCUUGAGAAAUGAAGUCAUCUUAAAAAUAAAAUGAAAGAAACUGAAUUGUUUAAUGUUAA